Messenger RNA from Parnassius apollo (apollo), 612 nucleotides. The record is from the annotation of a GenBank genome assembly. Lineage: Eukaryota; Metazoa; Arthropoda; Insecta; Lepidoptera; Papilionidae.
AUGUCUCGGUUAGCGGAAGAAGAUAUAUUACGAGCAUUGACAGAAGAAGACGAUGAUUGUGACACUGAGUUUAUGAAUACCGAACAAGAAUCGGAUGGUGAUGCAGAUCAUAUCAGUGCUCAAAGCAAUACAGAUAGUGAAGUGGAUGCUGACAUACCAUCUUUGGAUUCAGACAGUGAUGACUUACCACUCUCGGAGUUGCAACAAGCUGAUCAUACAGAAUAUUAUAAAGACACACUUAUGAGAACGUUGAAGAAACAGGCGUCACAACCGUCCGAAGACCUGAUAAGACCAAAUCCUAAAACUGAAGAGAAUAGUCCCGCAGUACAAUCUCUUGUAACGGACAGAGCAAACUCCGACAUUGGAGAGGCUUAUCCCGGAGAAACAUCUUUUGUAACGAACAGACCAAAUCCUGACGCUGAAGUAAACAUUUGUGCAGCUAACAAUGAAAUACCAUCGACACAAGAACUUGAUUUUUCAGCUUCCUUUGAAACAGCCAAUCCAAACCCUGACGAUGGAAAGAACAAUCCAAGAUCGAUCGAUGAAAUCCCCCAACAUUCAACUUCCUUAUUGGACGAAUCUGCAACUCCAAUCAAAGCAAUUUUCAACUAA